This is a messenger RNA of Spinacia oleracea (spinach), 897 nucleotides long. RefSeq names its product AP-2 complex subunit sigma. Gene Ontology annotation, cellular component: AP-2 adaptor complex. Bases 184 to 612 code for a protein of 142 amino acids. Gene Ontology annotation, molecular function: clathrin-cargo adaptor activity. The transcript is spliced from 6 exons. The record is from RefSeq and is a predicted model, not a curated record. NCBI's taxonomy places the organism in Eukaryota, Viridiplantae, Streptophyta, Magnoliopsida, Caryophyllales, Amaranthaceae. Gene Ontology annotation, biological process: protein transport; clathrin-dependent endocytosis.
AAAACUUCCUUUAUUUUCAAUUUCCCGACAAUUUUGGAAUGAGAAAGAGUCUAACAACCUGAGUCGACGAUAUUGACUUUCAAGCCCCUAAGUCAGCUCACUCUCGUCGCCGGUGCCUUCUCUUACCUCAAUUCCGGCAUUAUAGAACUGAAAGUUGAAGAAAAGUAGAAAGAGAAAACAAUAAUGAUCCGAUUCAUAUUGUUACAGAACAGACAAGGGAAGACGCGUCUGGCGAAGUACUAUGUGCCACUCGAAGAUUCCGAGAAGCACAAAGUUGAAUACGAGGUUCAUCGAUUGGUUGUUAAUAGAGACCCAAAAUUCACCAAUUUCGUCGAGUUCCGUACGCACAAGGUUAUCUACAGGCGUUAUGCUGGAUUAUUUUUCUCCAUGUGUGUUGAUAUUACAGAUAAUGAGCUAGCUUACCUUGAGUGCAUCCAUCUCUUUGUGGAGAUACUGGAUCACUUUUUCAGCAAUGUGUGUGAGCUGGAUUUAGUCUUCAACUUUCACAAGGUUUACCUUAUACUUGAUGAGUUUAUCCUUGCUGGGGAGCUUCAGGAAACAAGUAAGAAGGCUAUCAUUGAGAGGAUGGGCGAAUUGGAGAAGCUUGAGUGAUUCAAUUUUGUUGUAGAUGAGUAAGCCAUGCAGGCUUCUUAUUAUGUGAUUGAUGAUUGAUUUUGUCUAAGGCUUUCUCAUGUUCUCAUAGACGUCAUUAGCAUGAACAGAUGUAUCUGGCCCGUGUAUAAUCUUCUUGUAAUCAUAAUGAAAUUUUGUUUUGGCAAGACAAUAUGCGCAUGUAGCUAACUGUUCCUCAUUUGAGUUUUGAGUUUUGACUCAAAACCCAAAGGUCUAUGUUUAAAACUUCUCUCAUUAAACCAGUUAUGCCAUUUGUCAACGUUA